Cyclospora cayetanensis is the source of this 2187-nucleotide messenger RNA. RefSeq names its product protein phosphatase 1F. Lineage: Eukaryota; Apicomplexa; Conoidasida; Eucoccidiorida; Eimeriidae. The record is from RefSeq and is a predicted model, not a curated record. Gene Ontology annotation, biological process: protein dephosphorylation. The coding region runs from base 1 to 2187 and encodes 728 amino acids. Gene Ontology annotation, molecular function: protein serine/threonine phosphatase activity. The transcript has 10 exons.
AUGAGUUCUGACGCCUCGUCUCUUCCCCCCGUAUGCCCUCUGAGCCUCGUGCGUGCUUCCCAGGGGCAAGAGAAAGACAGCCCCCACACAGCCGCUGGAGCAGCGGACGAGGAAGAGCUGCAUGCAUCCGGAUGGGCUCACGUAGAAGAAGGAUCAGACUGGCUCGUUCAUGGUGCUAGCGGCUGGCUUUGCAACCCAGCAGAAAAGGUCUUCUUCCACGCCGAGAAGCACCUUCUUGUCCCCGCAGAGCUUGCAGACGCAAGCGAAUCCGAUGCAGCAGAGCGCGCAGGAGGGGGAUCGGCACAAGCAGCGGUGCUACUGCGGCCUACUGUGGGAGCAACGGACGCCUCCCCGGAGGUUUCUGGGGGACGGUGCAGCGGGGAUAGCGAGGAGGAUGCAGGCAUCAGUCUUGAAGAGUUGCAGGAGCUGGAGGAGGAGGAGGAAGGGGAGCCAAGGGAGUCAGACGAGGAUUCUGACUUGAUGCUCGAUUUAGAAGACGACCUUGAUGCAGGCACCGCGCAGACGAAGGGUACAGCAGAGGGCAAGGACGAGUGCGAAGACCGCUAUGUCACGCGCAAAGGUCUCCCUCUGGGGAUCGUGGCUGGCAGCUCCGAAGGGCUGUGCUACUUCUCUGCAGUUUACGAUGGACAUGCCGGAUCGGACUGCGCAGAAUACGCCGCUUCGCAUCUGCACAAGAACCUGUUGAGCUGCUAUCGUCAAAUACACCGGACGGUGGAGCGACGGAGGCAAGAAGAGGCCCUCAGGCACGGCGGAAAGAGACGGAAACAGCAGCACGCCUCCCAGUGGCUGCAGCAGCUGAAUCUCUCGACGGAGGCUCUACGACAUGAGGAGCGCAGGCUGUCUGUCGAGGUGGAGGCCUUAGUGAGAAGCUGUUUCAGUGCCUUCUCGCUCACGGAUAAAAACUACCUCGGUCGUGCAUCCAGCUCCCUUGCAAAGAAUGCCGGCACAACCGCCUGUCUUGCGAUCUUCUUUGGUCCGGAUGACUCUGGGGUGCUACAACUAAUUACAGCGCAUGCAGGAGACUCCAGGGCAGUGUUGUGUCGAGACGGGGAGGCUAUUCGGCUGACGGAAGAUCAUAAACCGAAUUCUCCUGCCGAAAGGAAGCGUAUUGAGAAAGCAGGGGGUCAAGUGAUGCAGAUUCAAGGGGUGUGGCGUGUCAUGGCCUCAGACCAACGAGGAGGACGUACAGUGGGGCUAGCGACGGCUCGAGCGCUGGGAGACUCCGCAUUGAAGAGGCCUAAGCCUCUUGUCAUCAGCAAUCCAACCGUUCACGUGCACACCCUUCACUUUGAUCGGGAUGCCUUCCUUGUGUUGGCAUCAGACGGCAUUUUCGACGUCCUGUCGGAUGAAGAAGUGGUGAAGCUGAUCUUCUCUCGUCUUCCACGAACGCCUGCAGAGGCAUCGCAGUUGGUGGUAGAUGAAGCAGUUGCACGCGGAGGGACGGACGACAAGACGUGCACGGUGAUCUACUUCAGAUGGCGGAAAGACCUUUUUCCCCCCUCGGAGGAGACGGAAGAUGUCGGAGAGCAGCUUCACGAGGAGGCCGAGGAAGCCUUCCAGCAGAUUUUGCCACAGCAGGCUGCAGGAAGCCUCGCGCGAUCGGAGGCUGCCGAGCAGAUCCACGCAUUCGACGCUGCACCUCCCUCCUCGCCACCUGGCCAGCUAGCCAGUAGGCAGCCUCUGUCAGAAGCAGCAGAAGGGCCUUGCGCGGCUGUUCCUGCGGGGCAGAGAGGCGGUGGAGGUGUCGCUGCAGAAGAACGCUGCAGCGGGGACGCUAGCAGCGACAAGAGAGAUCCGCGCGUUGGCACAGGGGCAGUCGAGGAGGAUGAAAAAGACUGCGGGGCGGCUGCAGCAGCCAGGGCAGACGAAGCAGAAAGGGGCCUUAUCGCGGUAGUCUGCGCCGCAACUGAGGCUGCAGAAGAAAGGAAGGGAAGGGGCUUGCGCAGCGGCGGGUUAGAGGAAAUUGCCGCUGUCAAGGUGUCUCUAGAUGUGGAGGCCUUUAUCAGAAAACGAAAGCGGGAGCAGCAAAUGGAAGCAGAGGCGACGGCAGCAGCGGCGGCUGCGGAGGCAGAAGCAGAAGAUGACUUUGAUAUUUUUGGCGGAGGGAGUCCGCCAAAAUCUCCUAACCUCCCUGAGGCACCAGUGGAGGGCGUAGAUAGCGACUGA